UAAAAUACCAAGCAGCUUUCAUGGUGCACAAUGAAUAAUUACAGAUUACAUUUGUGAUCACUGUUCUUGUAUAAGUUCUAAUAACUGUAUAGUCAAGUUGGCCACGUUUCAUUCGAUCAGUAACCACUUGAUUCUGGUAAGGGUCUGUAGAGGGUCUGGAACCUAUCCCUGGAACACUGGGCUAAAGGCAGUCGAACUCAUCCCAGAUGGGACGCUAGUCUGUCACAAACCACACACACACACUUUCACACCUACAGGCAAUUUAGCAUAGCCAGUGUACCUACUGGCAUGUUUUCGGACAGUGGGAUGAAACCAGAGAACCCAGAGGAAACCCACACGAACAUAGGAAGAACCUGCAAAACUCCUCACAGACAGAAACCCAAGCUCAAGAUCAAACCCGGACGGGCGCAAUACAUCGAGUUACAUCAACACCAAGUCUGGAUGACUUGCAUAGGCAUAAUAGUGCACUUAAAGAUGUGAUUGAGGUCAGAAUUGGGCUUAUUUCAGCUGCCACUCUGUGCCACACUUUUGGCCACAGCCUAAUUUACAGAGGCAAGCACACGUUUUCAUAUUAACACAAUAAUUUUACUAAACUAUUGUUCGAUUUAUAGUUUUAAAGAAAUGAAAUGGGUCGAGUUGAGUGUCUGUGCAUGUACACGCGAUUUCGUAACAAAUGGUCGGUGUUAAUGGUAUUCAGCAGAUUGCAGGCCGCCUCCUCCCCUCCUCUUGCGCUCUGCAUGACAAUAAUAUCGCUUAUGGGAGAGAGACAGAGACGGAGAGGAACAGAGAGAGCGAACAGCCGGCACUGGGACAGCUGUUCAACACUCUGUCGGUUUUGGUCCUCAGCCGUAUGGCCUAUUAGUAUUAACCCCAGCUCUUUCCUUCUGUAAUUAAACUCUUACUUCUCUUUUCGGUUAAUUCGGUACGAAUUUAACAGCGCGCGCGAAGAGAAGAGACACUUUUUUCCCCUCAGAAGUUAACCGACGCAGGUGUUUGUUGAGCAUAUGGACUGUUUUUUCCUCCGCUUGGGUUCGGUUUGUAGCUUUAACAGUCAGACAGGUGGACCGUGGACAUCUGGCAUCUUUUGUGCGAAAAAGAAAAGUCAAUAAGUGGACGGACAUUAGCAUAACAAAGCCGCCGGAGAGCGACACGUUCAGGCUUCACAGCUUCACGGCGUCCUGAGAGGAAGCGAGUUUGGAUAUUUUGUUCCUGUAAGCUCGCAGCAUUCUCCUAAUGUUUGACAUCCAUAUAUAAAUGGUGCAUGCUUUGUUUUGGCCAGUCUGCCUUUUUUCGCUUCAACCACCCAGAGGAGGCUCUCAGGAUGAAGAGUAUGAUGCCAGAAGGAAAUGCUGGGCUCAGCAGCACCUACAGAGGACAUUCAGAGCCCCAUGGUCUGCUCAAUGGAAACCACCAGCCUGUACCUCAUGAGAGGGUUCGUCCAGGCCAUGGUCCUCUGGCCCGCUCUAUAGAGAAGGACCUUCAGGACAUCAUGGACUCUUUAACCAUGAAUGACUCUCAGGUGUCCUCAACUGAGAUCGGAAAACACCCUGAGCACUCCAUCCCACAAUUGCCUCUUUCUCCCAUGUUCAAUGGAGGGGGCCGCUAUCUCCUCUCCUCUCCAGCUAGCCCUGGAGCCAUGUCUGUGGGAUCUAGCUAUGAAAACACCACUCCUCCUUUCUCUCCUAUUUCAUCUCCCUCAACCGCCAGCAGUCCUGGCACUCGUAUGGUCCCUGCUAACUCUUCUCUACCUUCACAUUCAGCUUCCCACCAUCAAACAGUCCAGCCCCCAAUUCCCCAGCCACGGAAAUCAACAGCUCGGAUUGGCAGUAACAACGGGGGGCGAAAGGUACAGGAAAGUCCUAGGCUUCCCAGAAAAGCCUUGACAGAAACGCAACCAAGUCCUAUAGCCAGUCGCCAAGGUCAAAACCAGGAUGUUCAGAUCAGAGGAGGUUCAGAAGGCCCACAUUCAGUCCUUGGUUUCGCUGGAGAUGCAGGCAGGGACAACAGGAUCAUGACUUCCAGCUCCUCUGCUUCCUCAAGUCCUAGAUCCAGUGUGGGCUCAACUUUCCAGGAGACUCCCUCACCUGAUGUUGGAAUUCAGUCCAUCCAGCUAAACUCACGCUCACUCAUUCCUUCAGAGUGUCCUCAGUCCACCCGUCGAGUACUAGAACCAUCCAACGGCACACUGGUCCGAGAACGUCCCCCUCCCAGCCCCUCUACUCCACGUCGUGGGAUGCAGGGAUUCCCGGUCCUACCUGGAGCCCUACCUGGGGUAUCCCUUACAACUCAGAGCCAGACAGGAAAGGGUGUACCAGAGAGCCCUCGGCAGCACAGGCAAGUCACAGUGCGGGAAGACGCCAUGGGAUCAAGGGGGCUACGGGCCAGAAGCCCUUCUCCUGUGUCUGCUGUCCUUAAGGACCACACUAAUAGCGGUGGGAGGCAAAAAGGGAGUGCUGGAGUUAAUCAAAUCCCAGGUUUGAGUACCCAGGUUGGAGUUUCUCCCCUUACCAGCCCCCGUAGUCAGAGGAAGAACCCCAGAGAACCAUGGACUCUCCAACCCAGGGCACGGGAACGUAAGAACAGCAUUUCAGAAAUCAAUGACAAUGAGGAUGAACUGCUGGAGUACCAUCGCUGGCAGCGGGAUGAGAGGAUAAAAGAGCAAGAAAUGGAGCGACUGGAAAGACAGAGGCUAGAGACCAUUCUGAGCCUGUGUGCUGAGUAUAAUAAAGGGGACCCUGUGGUAGACAUGGAGACGGGGAGGGCAGGUCAGUUCCCUGGGACAGAGGACCAGCGGCCUGGCCCCGACUUGGUGGGUGUGGCAGUCCAGCGCUCACACGCUCACACACAUAGACCGGGAGAGUGUGAUGACGAGAAUCUGAAAGAGGAGUGUAGCAGCACUGAGAGCCAGCACCAGGAGCAUGAAGACACUGCGGGAAUGGGGCAGCAGGAGCUGGGUUAUCUAGUGGAGGAGGGGGUCAGGAUUCUGGCUCGAGUAGAGGAGUUAAAAGCUCGGGUCACUGAGCUGGAGCAGCAGCUACAGGAUUCCAGACAAGAGGCUGAGAUGGAGCGGGCAUUGCUGCAGGGGGAGAGGAGAGCCGAGUUAGACCAAGUGGAGGCAGAGUUAGAGAUUAUCAAUCAGAUCCAGUUCAAACUGAGCGAAGUGGAGAAAAAUAUUCAGAGAGAGAAAGAAAAGGGGAGGGCUAACGUCUCAGCCGAGCGUGACGUCCUGGCCAGGUUGAGGGAUGGGUACAGUGAGCUGAAGAGCCAGCUUCACAAAUGCCCCGAGUCUCUGAGGGAGCACUUACAGGAACAGCUUGCCAGGAAGGCCGAGGCUCUGGAGUCCGGCUCAAAGCGCUUUGAGGACCUGGAGUUCCGCCAGUUGGAACGUGAGAGCAGUCUGGAGGAGGAGAAGGAGACAGUCAGCCGGCAGCUGCUCCGGGAGAAGGCAGAGUACCAACACAGCGUGGCCAAGAGAAAGGAGAAAAUGGCUGCCCUUGAGAUGCAGGCCAACCAGCUAGGCGUGCAGGCAGCUCAAGAUUGUGAGAGGAUGGCUAAAGACCGAACCAUGGCCCUGCAAAUGCUACACAAGGAGAAGGAGAGACUGGCUACCCUGGAAAGGAGAUACCAAAGUUUGACUGGAGGGAAGACUUUCCCCAGUUCCUCUAACAGCAUGCAGGAGGACGUUCUACAUAUCAGCGAAUCAGACCUUUCCAAUGAAGUCCUUAUCCAGCAUCCCCAACUUCCUGCUCCCUGCAUCCAAAGCGCCACCUCUCACUCUUGCCCCAUCAGGCCUCAGGAGGCUGAGAGGAACAAGUCUCUGGUGUCCAGGCUGGAUUUAGAGUGCUGGUACCAGGACAUCAUGGCAAUUGGGGAUACUAGCCAUGCUUGUCCUCCCCCUCUUCCAGCUAAGUCUUUCUCUACACGCAGACCCAUGCAGAUACACAGGUGUAAGCAGGAUGGAGCAAAUGGGACGUCCACACAACCCAACGCUGGAAUUGCAGGCAGAAACACGCCAACCAAGAGCCUGCCAGACCUGUCAACCCCUCAUCUGGAUUCAGAUUCCAAGAAACUUGCUCUUGAGGUCAAAGGGCUCCAAACAUGUGACGACUCCAGAUAUCUCAGCACUGAACUGAAACCAAGGCACGAAAUGGACCUGCAAUGCCACUGGGAGGUGCCACAGGGCUCUCAUUCCCAGUUAAUUGGCCCAUUCCCUGCUCCAGUGGCCCCAAUGGUGCACCAUUCCAUCCUGCACCAUCAAGCACCCUCUGCAGGUGGCCCAGCUUAUGACACACUCAGUCUGGAGAGCUCUGACAGCAUGGAGACCAGCAUAUCCACUGGAAACAAUUCCACCUGUUCACCGGAAAGUGGUAGCGGCCUGGCUGGGCUGAGGCUUGAGGAAAUGGAGAAGAUGCUGAAGGAGGCUCAACAGGAAAAAGCCAGACUGGUGGAGAGUCGUGAGAGGGAGGCACAGGCACGAAGGCAGCUGCUGGAGGAGGAGAGGAAGAGGCGAGAGGAGGUGGAGAGGAGGCUGCAGGAAGAGACUGCGCAUCGGCAGAGAUUAGUAGAUGAGGAGGUCAAGAUGAGAGAAAAGCAAAGCUCUCAGGCUCGUCCAAUGACCCGCUACUUACCCAUCAGAAAGGAGGAGUUUGACCUACGCUCCCAUGUGGAGUCAGCAGGUCACUGCAUAGACACCUGUCCCUACGUCACCGUCUCUGAGAAAAUGUGCAAAGGCCACCUGGUGAAGAUGGGUGGCAAAAUCAAGUCAUGGAAGAAGCGCUGGUUCGUCUUUGACCGUCUAAAGAGGACGUUCUCCUACUAUGUCGACAAGCAUGAGACCAAGUUGAAAGGGGUCAUCUACUUCCAGGCCAUCGAGGAAGUUUACUACGACCACCUACGCAGUGCCACUAAGAGUCCGAAUCCUUCCCUAACCUUCUGUGUGAAAACGCACGACCGGCUGUACUUCAUGGUGGCUCCAUCCCCAGAGGCCAUGCGAAUAUGGAUGGAUGUCAUAGUAACAGGCGCUGAGGGCUACACACAGUUUAUGACCUGAGGGAAAGCUGACUGAACACUCAGCCAUAAGCGUCGGCAGGACUUCUGUGGAGUUGUGUGGGAGGACCGAACUUUCCACUGAUAUUUGAACUUCAGACAUGCUGCAUCAGCCCAAAAUGAUUGAUGUGUAUCAUCCAGAUCAGAAAGAUUUUGUAUGAAUGCAUAUUAACCAGAAGAGGACAGGGUUCUGUUCUUGGUGCGCAGAUAACAAGGUGCUUAAAACAAACCAGUCACCAAGAAAGACUAUUAUACAACUAGAUAUUUUUAAAUAUUCUAUUAUUUGUGUAAUGUGUAAUAUAUAUUACCACUUUGGAACUAUCCGUGGCAACAGUUCCAUGCAGUUACUUUGUUUUGCACACUUUUGGAUUAAUAAAAUAAAGGGAGGACAAAUUAUACUUUUUUAUGCCAAAUAUUUAAAACCAAUUAUGCUUUCUAAGGUCUAUUUAGAGGUUUAAAUGUGACAUUGAUACUUUCUAUUAAUAGUGUUAAUCUCAGUACUCAAACUAAUAAUAUUUCUUAUGAAUUUCAUGUACCAGGAAGUUGCUUCAGCGCCGUGUAACGCAAAAUACUGUCAAUUACCGAACCAUACUGGUAUAACAAAAAAGAUGCCAUGUGGGGGUGGGGGGGGGGGGGGUUAUACUUCUUGUUGUAUUUCCAUUUUGAAAAAAUAAUGUCUGGUGGGGACCAUUUUUAUUUGAUCAAGUGUUUGUCGUUAUACCGUGAGACUUGCCAAAGGUGAACUUCAAAAGUCCGGCAUUUCAUUCUGUCAACACGUUCAGGCACAAUGAUGUGAUCCAUGUGAGUGUGCUGAUUGUGAUUGUGUGGCCAUAUGUGCCUUGCAAAAUGUUAUCUUCUUUCAGGGUUAAAGAAAAAACAAACAAACAAACAAAAUGCAGUAGUGCUUCACUAUUAUUUUAUACUGUUUUCUUAUUUAUUCAGGUUCAAAGCAUCCUGUAUUGCAAUUAUGUCGAAAUAUAAUAUUAUGCAUAUGAUAUGCAUUUUAUAUUAUGCUAUUACAUAAGCUCAGAGUAACCUCAUUAGUGUUCAUUUAUACAUGUGCUCAUCCAAUUUGAGCAAAACAGUAUAUACUAACAAAAAUUCCAGGGUGUAUAUACACAGUAUAGCCUAUACAUGUCACAUUUACACUUAUGAAUUGUAAUGACAGAGGUGUGUACCAGGCCUAAAUAAAACGUGUAACAAAG
Molecule: messenger RNA, 6251 nt
Organism: Ictalurus furcatus (blue catfish)
Lineage: Eukaryota; Metazoa; Chordata; Actinopteri; Siluriformes; Ictaluridae
Gene: phldb1a
Product: pleckstrin homology-like domain, family B, member 1a
Exons: 20
Coding region: 1262-5050 (1262 amino acids)
Biological process (GO): regulation of microtubule cytoskeleton organization
Cellular component (GO): basal cortex
Molecular function (GO): protein binding
Source: RefSeq, a predicted model, not a curated record